Lynx canadensis (Canada lynx) is the source of this 1633-nucleotide messenger RNA. RefSeq names its product family with sequence similarity 71 member F1 (gene GARIN1B). NCBI's taxonomy places the organism in Eukaryota, Metazoa, Chordata, Mammalia, Carnivora, Felidae. The transcript has 7 exons. Gene Ontology annotation, cellular component: nucleus. Bases 1 to 1029 code for a protein of 342 amino acids. The record is from RefSeq and is a predicted model, not a curated record.
AUGUUGUCAUCAGUUCCACAGAGAAAGACUCAGUGGAAAUCAAAGAAGACAGUACAAGUCACGAGAUCCUACCCAAUCUUCCCCUCCCUGAAUGUCGGGGAAGAAGUCAGGGGCCUCUUGACUGUGGAUGGGGAGCCAAACCCUGGAGUGGGCCUGGGUGUGGAGGAGGGAUUGCUCUGCCAGAUGGUUCACUCUCCAGAAUUCAACCUAUUUCCUGACUCAGUGGUGUUUGAAAGCAACUUUGUCCAGGUCAAAAAGGGCAGGAACUGGAUAGACAUCUACAAAGCCUCCAACACCAUGGCCGUUGGGGUGACCUCCUCCGUGCCCUGCCUGCCCCUUCCCAAUAUCCUCCUCAUGGCUAGUGUCAAAUGGCACCAGGGACAGAGCCAGACAUGGAACAGACCAUCUAAAGCCCCAAACAUCAUCCUGAAGAGGAUACUCCCCCUGAAGUUUGUGGAGCUCCAGGUCUGUGACCGGCUUCAACGCAUCCUGCGGUUGAGGACAGUCACUGAGAAGAUCUACUACCUAAGGCUCCACCCUGACCACCCAGAGACUGUCUUCCGCUUCUGGAUCCGACUGGUUCAGAUUCUGCAGAAGGGCCUGUCCAUCACCACCAAAGACCCUAGGAUUCUUGUCACUCACUGUCUGGUACCCAAGAACAGCUGCAGCCCCUCGGGAGACUCGCACUUAGUACAGAAGAAACCCCAAGCCUCCCAGCCCAGCGAGAGCCUCAUGCAGCUGAUGGCGAAGGGGGAAAGUGAAGCACUCUCUCAGAUUUUUGCCGACUUGCACCAGCCCCGCCAGUUAAGGAGCAGCAAAAAGACACAGACCAAAAGGGACAGCCCAGAGAAAGAUACUCCCAGUGAAGACAGCAUCCCUUGUACCCGAGACCUCAGCUGGAGGGACUCGUUCACUUAUGGAGAGUGGGAAAGAGAGAACCCCUCGGGUCCACAGCCCCUUUCACUCCUCAGCACCCUGGCAGCCUCCACGGGGCCACAGCUGUCCCCACUCAUAGGAAAUUGUAUUUGAACCACGCUUUCAUUCUGGGGAGAAUCUAUGCAGCCCUCACCAAUGCCACUCUGCAGCCUUCAGCUUUCUGAGGGACUCUAUCUGGAUGUGGAGGAGGAGAAAGCUGCAACUAAGGAAACACUAGAAUCAUCUCACGCUGAUAGCAUAGCCUUUCCUUGGAGAACCACUUGCGAGCACGGCUCCGGGUGAGAAGUAUUAUUCCUGCAUCGUUCUAGUAUGUCAUUCCACGUACUCGGGGUCCGCACCGCCACCUGUCACCACACCUAGCCUCCAUCCCACCACCAGAGCGAGCACAAGAAGACAUGCUCUCAGAAGGGCCAGGGCCCAGAGGUGGAGAGAAGGAAGGAAAGGGAAGCAGGACCGGAGGAGACGUGGAAGAGACCAAAGUGGAGGCGAAGAGAGGAGGUGGAGGGAGGAAGUCCGAGAAGAGGGGAGAUCUCGCGGCGAGGCGGUAACAGAAGGAAACAGAGGGACCUGAAAAAGAAGCUGGAGAGGAUAAGAGAAGAAACACACCACUGAGAGAUGCCUCACCAAGCUUCUAUUUAUCUAAUUUAAAACUUGAAAGUAAGGCCAUAAACCAAAAGAGAAAUGUCUUUUCUUCUCU